AUGAAUAAGAGAAUGCUGCCAAAUGGUGAAAACGAUAAUGACAGCAAAUCGGGAGUUAAACGAUAUAUGAUGAAUCCCGAAGAUCAAUUAGAAAAUAAUAAUUUACAAAAUGAAAACAAUAAUUAUAAUUUAAAUAAUUCAGAAAAUGGAAUAAAAGAAGAAAACUACAUUGGAGGAAAUAAUCAUGAUAUUUCGAAUAACAUAAAUUGUGAUGAAAAUAAUAAUUUAAAUUUUAUGAUAAACAAUUCAAAUGACCAUAAUAAUUAUGCUGGCCUUCUUAAUAUUGAAUCAAUUGGUAAUAGCAAUCCAAAUUACAACAACAAUAAUAAUAAUAAUAAUGAAUAUAAUAUAAACAGUUUUAUUGGAAAACAUGGGAUGGAUAAUAAUCGAAAUGGACAUUCAUAUUAUACAAACGAAGGAAAGAAAAGAAAAGGAAGUAGAUAUGCUAUGCCAUUUUUAAAGAAAGAAAAAAAUAAUGUAAAUAAUAUGCUCGUUUUAAAAAAUGUACCAUCUGAUACAGAUGAAGAAGAUAUUAAAUCACUUAUAAGACCAUUUGUAAAUAAUAAAACUCCUGAUAUUAUAUUUAAUGAAGAAGGUGUAAUAAUAAAAUUAUAUGAUGAUGAUUUACAAGAAAAUAUUUUUAACUAUUUUAAGGAACAUCCAACUCAAAUAAAGGGAUCGUUUUUUGAAAUAAAAUUGACAAAAAUAAAUGACGAUAUAUCAAGUAAAGGAAUUUUAGAAAAUCACAAAAAUAAUAAUGGAAAUAUGAAUAGCGGAUAUGGAAAUAAUGAGUAUAAUAAUGGCCUUUAUGAUAUGCGUGGGUCAAUGGAAUAUUUCGAUAGAGAAAAUUCUAAGGAUAAUUUAAAUGGACAUGAUAAAAGAAAUUCUAAAUAUAAUAAAAAUGAAUGUUCAAAAGUAAUUUUAGUAUCUGUUGUAAAUAUGCAAUAUCCUGUUGAUAUAGAAUUAAUUUAUUAUUUAUUUAGUAAAUGUGGAGCUGUAGAAAAAAUUAUUACUAUAUCAAAAAAAACAUCUAUUUUUCAAGCCUUAGUACAAUUAGAAUCAAUUGAAGUAGCUAAAGAAGCAAUAAAAACAUUGCAUAAUAGAAAUAUAUAUGAUGGAUGUAAUACUUUACAAAUCCAAUAUUCAUUUUUAAAAGAACUUAUAGUUAAAAAUAAUAAUUCACAAUCCUGGGAUUAUACUACAUCAAAUCCGCAAAGAAAUAAAAACAGUUCUUCUUUUCAAAACUCUCAUGGUGUCUUGCCAACUCCAACAAGAAAUAUCAAGGAAACAGAAUUGUACAAAUUGCUAGAAAGAAAAUUUAAGAUUGUUGACUUUGAAACAAAAAAUACAUCGAAAACUCCUGUCCUAAUUUGCUACAACAUCCCUAAGGAGUAUACUGACGUAAACAAGCUGUUCAAUUUGUUUAGUGUAUAUGGCUAUGUUUCAAGAAUUAAAAUAUUACGCGAGAAGCCAGAUUCUGCUCUUAUCCAAUAUUCGAAUUAUUUGUUUUCCUCAUUGGCUCAAGAGUGCUUACAACAUGCAAAGAUUUGUCAAAAUAUUUUGGAACUACAUUUUUCUAAAAUAUAUGAUAUAAAAAUUUCAUAUCAGGACAAAAACAGAGACUCUUAUAAGGCCAAAUUUUUUAGUAACCACGAUCAGCGAUAUGGGAUGUCUGAUCAACUAAAAUAUGUUAAGGGAGCAUGCAAACCCACCAAAACUCUGUUUAUAUCUAAUGUCAGCGAAGAAGUCACAGAGGAAUGCAUAAUAGCUUUAUUCAACAAAUACGAUGAAAUCAACAAGUUUAAAUCACAGCCUAUAAAAGAGGGGAAGAAAAAUUUUACGGCGACUAUUGAAAUGAAUUCAGAGGAUACGGCAACCAAAGCUCUAAUGGAUCUUCAUAACUUUCAACUGAAAGAUCGUUGCAUGAAAGUGUCAUUUACGAAAACUAAACUGCCAUGA
This is a messenger RNA of Plasmodium vinckei vinckei, 1959 nucleotides long. RefSeq names its product polypyrimidine tract-binding protein, putative. Gene Ontology annotation, molecular function: mRNA binding. The transcript has 5 exons. Bases 1 to 1959 code for a protein of 652 amino acids. The record is from RefSeq and is a predicted model, not a curated record. Gene Ontology annotation, cellular component: nucleus. NCBI's taxonomy places the organism in Eukaryota, Apicomplexa, Aconoidasida, Haemosporida, Plasmodiidae. Gene Ontology annotation, biological process: regulation of RNA splicing.